AUGGUGGGGGUCCUGGCCAUGGCGGCGGCGGCUGCUCCCCCUCCGGUGAAGGACUACGAGAUUGAGGCGUGCAAAAAGCGAAGGAAAGAUGAUGACAGAUCUUCCUGCAAAACAAUUACAAAAUAUUUAUCACCAACAGGGAAGACUGGAGACAGUGUGUUCUCUCCACCCAAAUCCAGUAAUAUUCUGAAUUAUUUUAGAAAGACGUCCCCCACAAAUGAGAAAACACAAUCAGCAAAAGAGUGCAAGAUAAAAUCAUUGCCACCAUUGCCUGCUGACAGUGGCAAAGACUGUAAAACACCGUUGGGAGUGUUCUCACAUAUAGAGUUCAAGAAGAGAGGAAAGAGAGUUAAUUUAUCUCAUCGACUAAAUAAUAUUAAAGCUGAAAAUGAAUCUCCAAUUGAAAUUAACAGUGACAAUAGCAAAGAAGACUCCAGUCUAAAUAAUGAUUUUGUGGAAAGUAGUACUUCUGUUUCACUCUGCAAGAAACGUGUAGAGGUACUUGCAGAAAGUAUUCAAGAUAACAAAAAACAGUCAAGCACUAGGACCUCCAUAAAAAGCUCCAAGAGAGUAAAUCCUAAGCAAGGAAUCACAAAAAAUGAUUGCAAAAAAAUGAGGAAAAGGAAGCACAGAGAUAUAAUAGAUCUGUCUGAAAGCUUACCAUUGGCAGAAGAAAUAAGUCUCCUUCAAAAAGAUGGUAAAGACAGGAAGGAGAGAGUGCCUUCCCUAGCUGAUGAGAUGGACAGUCCUGCAGACUGUGCAGACUCUAGGGGUGAUAUAGCUAAACCAGCCCGCUUAAAGGAUAGGACAAUAACUGUCUCCUACGAGGAAUUUUUGAAAAGUCACAAGGAAAAUAAAGUAGACCUACCAGACUCUACAGUGGCGAUUUGUAUUCCUUCUGAAACUGUUGAAGAUCUAGUCAAAAGCGGUAGUAUGAGUGACCCAGAAACCUGUGACAUUUCCCAACACAUACGCUCCAAGACAGUUACCGUUCUUGCACAGGUUCACCCUAUUCCCCCCAAAAAGACCCGGAAAAUACCUUCAAUUUUUUUGAAACAAAAGCAGUUGGAAACAGAAAAUAGCCUGUCAGAUCCUGAGAAUGAACAGACUGUUCAGAAAAGAAAAUCGAACGUUGUCAUACAGGAGGAAGAAUUAGAGUUGGCAGUGUUGGAAGCUGGAAGUUCCGAAGCCUCAAAGCCGAAAUGCACUCUAGAAGAAAGACAACAGUUUAUGAAAGCGUUUAGGCAGCCAGCAUCGGAUGCGCUUAAAAAUGGAGUGCGAAAGUCUUCCGAUAAGCAGAAAGAGCUCAAUGAAAAAUCUUUGAAUGAUGAAGGAAGAGACGGUAAUUCUAAAAAAAUCAUGGACAAUGUUAAUAUUCAAAUGAUUUCAAAUUAUGGCAAUUCACAGUCACAUACUGACAAAGGAACUUUUCCUAAAGAGAAAAGUAAAAAGCUGAAGAAAAAGGGUAAGAAGAUGUUAGAUACUGGUGCUACUCCAGGUGAAAGUAGACAGGGAAAUACUCAAAAGAAAGGAACAACUUUUUCCUUUAAGGGUAAACAGAGUCAAAAUAGGCUUAGAAGGAGUUUAAGACAAAAGAAAACGGAAGUUUUCAAAAACACAUUAUUUAGCAGUGAAAAUCUUGUUGGGGAAGACCCUCUAAAGAUUUCCUCUCCGUAUAACAAGAAGUCUUCAAGAAAAACCAGCGUACCCACUAAUGAUAAGGUCAUACAUUGUAAAACCGAAACCGAAGACAGUCUGGAAAAUGUUUCCACACCCAGGUCAAGCAGAAGAUCUGUAAGAACCAGCAGCACCCCUACCGCAAUGGUCAUUAGAAGUACUGAUUCUGAAGAUGAUAGUCCAAUAAAGGCUUCCACUCCAAAAGCAGCCACCUUACCAGAAAAGCAUAGCUUAUAUACGGCAGAAUUAAUAACAGUCUCUUCUGAUUCAGAGAGCCCUAUUAGAAUGAAAUUCACCAGAAUUAGUACUCCCAAAAAAUCUAAGAAGAAAUCUAAAAAAAGAUGUGAGAAAUAUGAAGCAACCGAUGGAGAUUUUACUUCUCAGACUAGAAAGGCAAGCAGUGCUUCAAAAAGUGUAUCAAAAGCAAAACAAUUGAUUGAAAAAGCAAAAGCUUUACACAUUAGUAGGUCAAAAACUACUGAAGAAAUAGUGACGCCCUUAAGACGUUCAUCUAGACAUCAGACGCUUGCUGAAAGGAAGGAAUUGUCAGAAACAGCAGACUCUGUAAUAAUAAUAGAUUCAGAUAUUACUUCUUUAAAGCAACCUGAGAAAAAUCAGAAGAAUCUUCAGUGUCUGAAUGAUGUGCUAGGAAAAAAACUUAACAAGAAUCCUAAAAACGUACCAGGGAAAGUGAAAGUUGCUCCUUUAUUUCUUACCAGAAAAGCUCAAAAAACAGCUGAUCCUAUUCUUGGUUUUGAUGAAAACAGCCAAGAUACAUCUGAAAAGUCUCAGGAUUGUGAUGUGCAGUUUCAAGCCAAGCGCGACUUCCUAAUGAGCGGUUUGCCGGAUUUGCUGAAACGACAGAUUGCAAAGAAAGCUGCUGUAUUAGAUGUGUACCUUGCAGCGAGUACUAGUUUCCAGACAGUUGUCCACGUACAACAAAGAGAUGAUGGAUGCCAUUUGUGGCAUUUGAAACCACCCACUUGCCCUCUCUUAACCAAACUUAAAGAACUGGAUACUAGAGUAAUAGAUCUCUCAAGAUGUGUUCUUGCUCUUGGUGAAUUUUCAACAUUGAAUUCAAAUUCUAAAAGUACUAAUUCUGCUGUUGUGUUUGUGGAGAGAAGGAAAGAUUUGACUGAAGAAGUAAGAAAUGUUUUGCUGGAGGAAAUUAGGUGGUCAAAUCCCGAAUUUUCUUUGAGGAAAUAUUUUUCUUUGCUUCUUAAAAAACGAAGUGAGCACCAGGUACUUUCUGAGUGUCAUCGUAAACAAGAAAGUCCACAACUCGAACCUGAUGUCAAUCAAAAAGAAACCAAAAGGAAACGAGUGGAAACGGAAAUUCAGAAGUCAAAAAGAAAGAAGCCAAACGAGUAUUCACAAAGCCCAAAAAAGAUAAAUGGGAAACCAGAAGAACUUGACAAAAGAAACAACUCCACUGGGAUAAAGCUAGACUCUUGUAAAGAUUCUGGAACUGAAGACAUGCUAUGGACAGAAAAGUAUCAACCCCAGAACUCCAGUGAGCUCAUAGGCAAUGAGCUAGCUAUAAAAAAAUUACAUAGUUGGUUGAAAGACUGGAAGAGACGAGCCGAAUUGGAAGAAAGACAAAAUUUGAAGGGAAAAAAAGAUGAGAAACAGGAAGAUCUGUCGGAUAGCAUUGAUUUUAAAGGCAGUUCAGAUGACGAAGAAGAGAAUCGCCUUUGCAAUACUGUUCUGAUAACAGGGCCGACAGGAGUGGGGAAGACUGCCGCGGUAUAUGCAUGUGCUCAGGAGCUUGGAUUUAAGAUAUUUGAAGUCAAUGCCUCUUCUCAGCGCAGUGGUAGACAAAUUCUGUCUCAACUGAAGGAAGCUACCCAGUCCCAUCAAGUGGACAAACAAGGUGUAAACUCUCAGAAACCUUGUUUUUUUAAUAGUUACAACCUAGGCAAGUCACCAAAAAAAUUAAGCUCUCCUAAGAAAGUUAUUACAUCACCAAGGAAACUUCCUCCGCAGUCACCACAAAGUAGCGUACCAAAACGAACACUUCCGCCUAAAACUUUGGCAAAUUACUUUAAAGUUUCUUCUAAGCCAAAAAAAAAUGAAGAAAUAGUACUUCUGGAAAAUAAUAAAGGAAUCAAAAAUUCUUGUGAACAGAAACCAAUUAUUCAGACUAAAUCUACAAACACAACUAAGUCAAAUGUCAAAGAGUUUGGAGCUGAGGAAUCCAACAGGAAAAACGCAACAUCUCUCAUUCUUUUUGAGGAGGUUGAUGUCAUUUUUGAGGAAGAUGCUGGGUUUUUGAAUGCAAUCAAAACAUUCAUGGCAACAACUAAAAGACCUGUAAUCCUUACUACAAGUGAUCCAACAUUUAGUUUAAUGUUUGAUGGCUGCUUUGAAGAAAUUAAUUUCAGUACUCCUUCGCUUCUAAAUGUUGCCAGCUACCUACAGAUGAUCUGCUUAGCUGAGAACUUUAGAACUGAUGUGAAAGACUUUGUAACAUUGUUAACUGCAAAUACUUGUGAUAUUAGAAAGAGUAUCCUUUACUUACAGUUCUGGAUUAGAAGUGGAGGUGGAUUUUUAGAAGAAAGACCAUUAUCCCUUUGUCGAGGAAAUAGCAGAAGUGUUCAGCUGGUUUGCUCUGAAGAUGGCCCUGAUUCCAAAAAUAAACCUAAAAAUACUAAAAGGAGCCCUACAGACCUUCCCAAAUGUGACACUGGCUGUGUUGAGACCUUGUUUGGCCUUAAGAACAUUUUUUCCCCAUCGAAAGACUUAUUUUCAUUUCUAAAGCACAAGAUCAGAACAAAGGAAGAAUGGUAUCAAUUCAUCCAGCUUCUUACAGAAUUCCGAACACAGAAUGUAGAUUUCUUAUAUAGUAAUCUUGAGUUCAUUCUGCCAUUACCUGUUAACAUCAUUCCAGAAAUGGAAAACUUUUGUGGUUCAUCAGGAAGUGUGGAGGACACCAGUGCAGCAACAAAAAAUAUGAAAUGUCUUGCUAGGAAACAUUCUGAAGGAGAGAAGCCAUUGAAAAAGCCACAAAAAAAGAAACAAAAGAAAAAGAUGACAAUUCUAGAUGAUAGUGACUUAUUUGACUCUGAAGUGGACUUUUCUAAUGAAUUCCUUAGCCUUUCUCCUGUAUCUUCUUCCUCAAAUUCAGAAGAAAGCAAAGCCAGAGAUAAAGAAAGCAAUCCAGAGACAAAGAAACUAAACAAAUGUUUAGAGUCUAACAUUGAGUCUGUUCCUUGUCCUCCUAAAACACCAGCAGAAAAAAAAUGUUCUGCCCUCGUUUCUCAGUGUCUAAAUUCUCUCACUGAGUUCAUGGAUAACAUGUCCUUCUUAGAUGCUCUUUUAAAUGAUGUAAGAGAACAAAAGGAAAUUGGUAAAAAUGACUUCAGUUGGACAAAUGUUAAAAGCGGACUUUGUGAUGAGUUUAGUCUCGAGACUACCGAUGGAUGGACUUCUCCGAGCUCCGGAGAAUUAAAGGCAGCUGUAGAAGCUCUCAGCUUUACUAAAUGUUCAUCUACUAUUUCAAAAGCAUUGGAAACCUCCUUGAAUUCUUGCAAGAAAUCAGGAAGAGAUCCAACAAAAGAGCUUACUUUUUAUGUUUCACAAAAACGCAGCAAUGUAUAUUUCAGUCAGUCAGCGGCUAAUUUAGACAGUGCCUGGAAGAGGAUAGCAGUCAUUAAAAGUGUAUUUUCUAGCCGAUCCCUUCUAAACCUGGGUAAUAGACAAGCUAGUAUAAUUGAGUACUUGCCAACUCUUCGAAACAUUUGUAAGACGGAGAAGCUAAAAGAACAAGGAAAAAGUAAAAGAAGGUUCCUGCACUAUCUGGAAGGGAUUCAUCUUAACAUUUCGAAAGAGACUGUGAACACUUUGGCAGCUGGCUUCCCUUAA
This is a messenger RNA of Puma concolor (puma), 5541 nucleotides long. The record is from RefSeq and is a predicted model, not a curated record. NCBI's taxonomy places the organism in Eukaryota, Metazoa, Chordata, Mammalia, Carnivora, Felidae.